Messenger RNA from Argiope bruennichi, 3788 nucleotides. It is a transcript of the gene Zip99C, whose product is annotated as zinc transporter ZIP13-like. The record is from RefSeq and is a predicted model, not a curated record. NCBI's taxonomy places the organism in Eukaryota, Metazoa, Arthropoda, Arachnida, Araneae, Araneidae. Gene Ontology annotation, biological process: intracellular zinc ion homeostasis; zinc ion transmembrane transport. Bases 161 to 1294 code for a protein of 377 amino acids. Gene Ontology annotation, cellular component: membrane. Gene Ontology annotation, molecular function: zinc ion transmembrane transporter activity. The transcript is spliced from 9 exons.
CAGAGUCGCAUCACCCAACGCGAUGAGGAGCUGAAGCAUUCCGCAUCAGAAUAUCUGAGUGAUAACACUUCAUUGACCGUUCCCGCCACAGAAAUGGGCUAAAUGUUUUUAUCCAAAUGACAAAAGAGUUUGAUUACAGUAGCCUGUUCCCUAUUGAAUCAUGUACCGGAAAGUUCUGCUGUGCUGUUGCUUGUGUGUAGGAAGCUCGCACAUUGUGGUAGCUCAAAACACUGUUGGCAUGGAUCACUCUCCUAACAGCAGCGCACCAUCCUUUUGGUAUCAAGAUUUGUUGUUAAAUGGAGUGACUAAUAAGUGUUAUCAGACUUGGAUUUUGUCCAUACUCGCGUCCUGUGUGGUGGGUUUGACUGGCAUAAUACCUCUGAUUUUUGUUCCUAUUGAGAGUGAGUCUAAACUAAAUCAGCAAGGAGGAAGUAAAUUUCUGAGGUUGCUUCUGAGUUUUGCUGUCGGUGGCCUAUUGGGCGAUGUGUUCCUUCAUUUACUUCCUGAAGCCUGGAACCACAUCGAAAGCCUUGGUCCCGAGAUGCAUUCCAAGCACCUGACACUAGGAUUGUGGGUGCUGCUUGGCAUGUUUUCUUUUGUCAUUCUAGAAAUCAUGUUUGCGGCCUCACAGGAAAAAAAGGAAGUACCAGAAAAUAACAACACCCAAAGCAUCGAAAAAUGCUUUCAGAAUGGAAAAGAAGCGAGUAGCUCAAAAUUCCUCUGCAAUGGGAAUUCACCUUACCAUGAGACACAUUCGAAUUCACACCAAAAGAAUGGUAUCAUAAACCACUCAACCAACAAACCGUAUGUCCUAAAAGAACUCAAAGUUCUACCGACGAUUCAUAUAACAGGAUAUCUGAAUCUGAUGGCCAACAGCAUCGACAAUUUCACUCACGGAUUGGCUGUUGCCGGAAGUUUCUUAGUAGGAAUAAAAAUGGGUAUGCUGACAACAUUCGCAAUCCUCAUCCACGAGAUUCCUCACGAGAUCGGCGACUUUGCCAUUCUUUUGAAGUCUGGAUUCAAUCCAUGGAAUGCUGCCAAAGCACAAAUAUCGACAGCUACUAUCGGAAUACUUGGAGCUGUAGUUGCCUUAUCGUCCGAUUCAGCUGAUAAACUGGGAUCUUGUACUUCAUGGAUAUUGCCUUUUACAUCAGGAGGUUUCCUCAACAUAGCUUUAGUCAAUGUGCUUCCUGAUCUUUUAAAAGAAAAGGAUCCAUGGGAAUCCAUGAAACAGAUGCUCUGUCUGUGUGGUGGCAUUGGAGUGAUGGCUCUAGUGAAUGUAUUUUCUCACUAAUGAAGCUGCCAGUUUUCUGUGACAUGCUUUCCUUCAAAGCAUAAUUACAAAAUUUCUUUGAAAUAGCUAUUUUUAGCAAUUGCAUUUAUAAUUUGAAUUGUUUAAACUGCAUGACUUCAAUAACAAGAGUUUAAAAAAAUAUCCAAUACAAAUUAUGUAUUUUUAGCCUUUUCAACUAAUUAUUGAAUGAGACAUCUUAUGUGUAUUUAAAUAUUAUUCAAAAUCAAAUGUUCAUAAGGAAAUUUUAAUAUAUUUUAUUGCAGUUUAAAUGCAUUUAAGUAACUCUUACUAAACUUAAAAUAUUACAAUUUUAUGUGUUGAACCAUGUAAAUGGUAUUGUUAUUUUUUUGUAUUGUUUAUGAAUAAUGUAUGCUUAUUUAUUUUGCUUAUACUCAGAGCUGGGCAGCUAGAAAACUUGAUGCUAAUAAUUCAUUUAGUUAGUAAAAUAUAUAAAAUGCAUUUAUUUUUGAAUUUGUAAAUAGCACAUUAUUGAUAUUUUUUAUGUACAUUGCAGAUUAACAAAAAUUUUGAAUCUAUUUUAUUUCAUUCAUUUGUAAUUGCUAAAUUUAUUUUAUUGAGUUUUUAAAACAUUUCAUAUAAUACAUUUAAUAUAAAAGUUUUAUAUAAAGUAGUACUUUCAAGAAUUUUUUUUACUAUGUAUUACAGAAUGUCAUAGUCAAAAAAAUUAUCUUGUUUGCAUUGAAAAUGAAUGAAAUUCUCUAUAAUUUAACUGAUGUCCAAUUAUUAUUAUUAAUUUUUCAUGUGAAGAUGAAAUAAAGGAAUAAUACAUUCUGUGAAAAAGUAGCAGCUUCUUUGAAUCUGUUGUUAAUGUAUUUUUUUUAUUCGAAAAGAAAAUUUUGCUAUAGAAUUACUUUAAGGAAAGAAUUAUUGUGAUUAUAAGCAGAAGUGAAAUGUGACACAAAGAAACGAUGAAAAGCUGGUCUUUCGAAUCUAAAAAAUGUUGGGUAAUUAACUGACAGAUGUAUUGUAUUUUUCAAAAUUAUUUUGCAAAAAAAAUAUAUAUUGUAGAAUGAAAAAUAAAUUUUGUCCUGAGACAAUAUGGAAUCGUUAAUUUUAUUGUAUCAUAUUGUUUCUGAAAUGUAAAAACCUUUUUGAAAUUACUUGUAUAAUUCAAAUAUUACGAGAGUUGAAAUUAUUUUGUUGUAUGUACAUAAAAUAUUGAAUGUAAAUUAUUGAUGUAAAUCUUAAAAUACUAUUUUAAAACUAAUAUAAAAAUGUUAAACUAUAAUUUUUUCAGGGAUAUCAAUUCUUCUAUGUUAUUUAUAAUAUUCUAUUUAAAAAAAAGGAGAAAAAAAAGCAUUAUUCUAGUCAUAAUUAGUCCACACACACGUCUUGGCAAAAUUAAUAAUUAUGUCAAUGUCUUUUCUAUAGUAGAGCACAUAUAUGUGCACUCUUUGAUAAAUUCUCGUGCAUCUGAAAGGAAUUCAAGCAUUUAUGACAUGAAAAUUCUUCUAAGAAAUACAGUGGAUGUUGGCUAAUUCAAAUAUUUUUAAUUCCAGUUGUUCAGUAUUUGAUUUGGUUUCGCUAAAUCCGAAUACAAAACUGAAAUAUUUUUUUUAUUAAUUGCUUUUGUUACUUAAAUUCCCCUACCCGUCUUCUAUGAAUAACUUUGUUUUGUACCUCUUAAUUCUUGAUGACUUUAUUGAAGUACAAGAUUUUAAUCAAAAAGUCACAAAUUUAAAAAAUAAAUUUGAAAAUUUUAGAUGUGAAUUACAUAAAUUUUUCCCUCUAUUAGUUUAAAAUUAUUAUUUUUUAAAAUUUGUGUUAUAAUUAUUAUCAUUAAUUAUUAAAAACAUAUAUCUACUACUGUUUUUAAUUUCAAAAUUGUUUUCUUUUUUUGCUGUGCCCAUUUGUUUUUACUCUUAAUUUUUAUCUUGUGAUUCUGUCAGCUUUGAAUUACACAACUUCUAUUGUAUAUAAAUAAAAAGAUUUAUGCUCAUAUCUAUAACUAUGUUCAUUAUUUAAAAAUAUCUUCUCAACUAUUAAUUGCAAAUGCAUGUAAUAAUUGCAAUACUGUACUUGUAAAGAUUUCAACUUUUUAAACCUCUGUCUAAAAAUGUUUUUUAAAAAUACUUAGUCUUGUCUAAUUUUAAUGGAACUGUAUGUGAUGUGACACAUUUAUACUUUAACUAUGUGAGAUGCAUGUAAAAUUUAUUGCUAUUUUUUACACCUGUAAACGUUCUGUAAAUAAGUAAAGAAUCUUAUAAAUCUAUAAAGAAAUAUGUGAAAUGUUGCAUUUUUGUUGUUUUAGUGCUUAAUUUUUUUAGACAAAAUUCUUUACUUGGCACUUGUAUGAAAUAAUCAUUUUAUACAGCACUCUUAAAAUCAGUUAAACAAUAUGCUUCUUUAAAAUUUAUGUGCCUUCUGUGUUGCAUUUGUACAUAGCUGUUUGUUCCCUGUAUUAUGAUGUACAUAAAUGAUAUAAAAAUAUAUAUCAAGCAGCUUUAUUAAUGAAUUUUAAUAAAUGAUUUAA